Molecule: messenger RNA, 6718 nt
Organism: Scophthalmus maximus (turbot)
Lineage: Eukaryota; Metazoa; Chordata; Actinopteri; Pleuronectiformes; Scophthalmidae
Gene: parp4
Product: poly (ADP-ribose) polymerase family, member 4
Exons: 36
Coding region: 156-5789 (1877 amino acids)
Molecular function (GO): NAD+ poly-ADP-ribosyltransferase activity
Source: RefSeq, a predicted model, not a curated record
GUUGACAUAGCCGGACACACGCAGCUGUUGCACGUCUCUAUUUUAUUUUUAUUUCUUCCUUCCACUCCUUCAUCUUGUCACUUCCUGACAACAGCUGCAAGAGAAACCAGAGCAGAGUCGCCCUGACGUUUGCAGUGUGUCCCGUCCUCACAGGCAUGGCGGUGUUCGACAGCUGCUCCGUGCUCCUGGACCUGAAGACUCUGUCCUUCAAGGAGAAGAAGAAGCUGCAGUCGGCGGUGACGGAGAACGGAGGCAGCGUUUCCUUCGUGGUCAACAAACAGUGCUCUCUGAUAGUGACCAGCGAUGUGUCCAAGCUGAGCACCAACAGGCUGCGCAGCAUCCAGAAGUACGGGACGCCCGUGGUCGGGGUGGAUUACGUGUAUGGCUGUCUGGACAGAGGAGUGCUCCUGCCCGUGGACGAGUACAAACUGGACACUUCCCCUCCCGCUGCUUCCUCACCUUCUCGUCAUCUGUCCUCACUGAGGCCUGCUCCACUCUCACGUCAAGUUGCCGAGCCCAUGGACCCCGUGGCCGGUCCGACUCCGAGGGCACAGACUCCACAGAGGAGCAGACGUGUCCUGGAAAAGUACAGAAUAUACACCGAAAUCGAUUCUGAUCAUCCACCGUAUCCGGAUCAUUUUCAAGUUGCAAAAUAUUCAAUCUUUGAAAAGACAAACAGCAACACUUGGUGUGUGCUGGAGCUGCAGAGUGUCCGAGGAGAGAGUGGACGGCGUUACCGCGUGGUCAGGAAUUGGAAGAACGAUGUAGAAGUCGAGAAGGAGACGCUGGUGUUUCCAUCCACCUCGGAGGAAGCUGUCGAGGUUUACCACACGCUGAGAGACAUGUCGCUGGCCGCCGGUCUGCAGCUGAGGGGCAGCCUCCCUCCUCAGGCCCGGGCCCUGGGUUCCUCCGUGCUGCAGCAGCUGAUGCUGGAGGAGAACCUGAACACAGGGAGCGUAUCGCAGGAGGUGGCCGUCUUCGUGGAGCUGCUGUGGACCGAGGCCCUGGGCCAACUCUCCGUCACCCUCAGAGUUCCCGUCCACAAGCUCAGCCUCAAUGACGUGAGCAGGGCGGAGGGUUUGUUGCUUCAGGCUCAGAAGAAGCUGAAGGAGGAGAAACGCACCGAGGUGACAUCACUCCUGGAGGAGUUUUAUGUCCUGCUGCAGCACCGUGUCCACCUUCAGCUUCCCGACGCCAAGGUCAUCUCUCAGAAACUGGACCUCUGUCAGUUGAUCCGAGAUGUCCUGAACGUGAGUGAGAUGUCUCUGCGGAGCCCCGCCCCCUCCUGUGUGGGGAAGUACCGUGCACUCAGGUGCAGCAUCGAGACGGUUCCCCCGGGCAGCUCCGAGUUCCAGGUCGUGACCACUCCGCUGCAGCACAGCAAAGUGAAGAUCCAAAAGGUUCUGCGAGUCGCCAGGGGGAUGGAGCUUCAGACGUUUCAGAGCGAGCUCGGGAACGUCAGGACACUUCUUCAUUCCUCCAGCCCCAGCAACUUUGUAGGAAUCCUGUCUCGUGGUCUGCUGAUGCCCCGUGCUGGAGUGGAGCAUCAUGGGAUAGAGAGGACAGACAUCGGUAACCUGGGCAGUGGAAUCUACUUCAGCGAUGCCAUCAGAACCAGUUUGAAAUACUCCAGGCCCAGUACGACCGACGGCUCGCGGCUGCUGCUGGUCUGCGACGUGGCGCUGGGAAGUUGUCGGGACGUCCGCAAGAGGGACCCCACGCUGACCGAAGCCCCCGAGGGACACCACAGCGUGCACGGAGUCGGCUGCACCCGGCACACUCCCUCCGAGUUUGAGGAUGACGAGUACGUGGUGUACGGUCCCGAUCAAGUGAAGCUUAAGUACGUGGUACAGUUCAGCAUGGAGGGGGAAGAGCUGAGAGAGUUCAGUCCUGCCGUCGACACCUCUGCCGAGCCGGGGCGGCCUCCAUCCGACCAGGUGCUGAGUUUGGAGGACGACGGAGUUGAAGUCAUUAAAAACCCUCUGGAGGACGUGAAGGUGGGACUGUUGGACAGCUCUGGUCAGCGGCUCCCUCUGCAGGCCGUCCACGUGAAGUGCAAACUGAUGGAUCUGCUCUCUCAGGUCAUCAUUUUCCAAAAGUACACCAACACGAGCUCCUUGCCCAUUGAGGCCAAGUACGUCUUCCCACUGGACGACUCGGCAGCAGUGUGUGGAUUCGAAGCUUUCAUCAACGGGAAACACGUGGUGGGAAAGGUGAAGGAGAAGGAGACGGCUCGCAAGGAGUACAGGCAGGCUGUUGAGAAGGGCCACGGAGCGUAUCUCAUGGACCAGGACGCCCCCGACGUGUUCACCAUCAGUGUGGGCAACCUGCCGCCCGGAGCCAGUGUGCUCAUCAAAGUGACCUUUGUGUCCGAGCUGAUCGUCCGGGACGGGAGUAUCCUCUUCUCGCUGCCCGGGAGCGUGGCCCCGUGGCAGGAGAGUGCGGCGCUCAACCAGACCACGCAGGUCACUGUGGAGAAGGUGUGUGUGACUGAUGAGGCAGCAAGUACAAGAGAGUUCACCCUGGACAUGUCGGUGGAGAUGCCAAAUGAAAUCAGCAGCCUGCAGUGCAUCACUCACAAAGUCAAGAUCAAGAGAACAGACUGUAAGGCAGUAGUGAGUUUGCUGCCAGGACAGGUGAUGGGUGCGGAAGGUUUUCAGCUUUCUGUCAGUCUGUCUGAAGUCCACCUGCCCAGGAUGUGGGUGGAGAGACACCCCGACAAGGACAGCCAGGCCUGCAUGUUGGUUUUCUACCCGGACUUCGACGUCUGCUCCGACUCGGCGUCCGACGAGGUCGUCCUGUUGCUGGACACGUCCGAGUCCAUGAAGGGAGAGUCUCUCUGCGCGGCCCAGCGGAUCGCCCUCCAGGUCCUCAAGACCCUCCACCACAGCCUCCGAGUCAACGUGGUCUUAUUCGGCACAGAUCACACGGAAGCGUUCCCGACGGCGCAGCCGCUCGCUGAAGCCCGUCAGGCGGCAGAGAGCUUCAUCAAGAACGUCUCUCCGGUGGGUGGCAGCACGGAGCUCUGGCGGCCCCUGCGCGCCCUCAGCCUGCUGCCUCCGUCGCGCGGCACCAGGAACCUGUUGCUGCUGUCGGACGGCCACAUCCAGAACGCAGAGUUCACCCUGAAGCUGCUCCGGGACGACGUUCAGCACAGCCGCCUCUUCACCUGCGGCCUCAGCCCGACAGCCAAUCGGCACAUGCUGAGAGCCCUGGCCCAGGCAGGGGGUGGAUCCUACGAAUUCUUUGACAUGAAAACCAAACACAACUGGGCAGAGAAGGUGGCGUGUCAGGUGAAGCGCGUCGCGUCCCCGGGCUGCAGGUCGGUGUCGGUGAAGUGGCAGCAGUUCAACCCAACGGCGGCGGCUCCCGUGCAAGCACCCAAACAGCUUCACGCUCUGUUCAACGACUGCCACACGCUUGUUUACGGGUUUGUGCCCCACUGCACACAGGCUACAUUGCUCGGGAACCUGAGCGGUCAGGAGCUCAAGACCAUGGUGUCAACAAGUGAGCUGCAGAAGACGAAGGGCACAUUUCUUCACAAGCUCACAGCAAGAGCCCUCAUCAGGGAUUACGAAGACGGAAGCCUGGACAGGGACGAGGCGGAACAUGAGGGGAAGAAAGCGGAGUUGAAGUCCUUCAUCGUCGAGUUAAGCAGAGAGUUCUCCAUUCUGUCUCAGUUCACCAGCUUUGUGGCCAUUGAGGAAAGGGAUUCAGCCGGACAACCAGAGGAGGGUUUCACAGAUAUUCCCAAAUUGAUCGCGGAGGAGGAUGUGGACUUGCUCCCCUACAUCAGCUGGGAUUUCCCUCAGAAGAGUGGAGAUGAUGAGGAACAGGAGGAAGAGGAAGUAGGAGGGUGUUUUGAAUUGGAAGUGUUGGACCUUGACCACGUUGAAAGUUACUUCAUGGAGGAAGGAAUGUCAAAUGAUCUUUGUCUGUCAUGGGCCCCAGUCUCUUCAGAUUAUUCACCAAUGAAAGCCUCUAGCUGGUCUGUUCCAUCGCGUGUCCCUGAGAAGGAGAGAAGUCGUCCCAAAAAGAAAAAAAGACGGUCUGUCAGGUCAAUAGAAGAGAAACAUGAAGUGAUGGAAAGUCUUUCAGACAAGAUUGAGAGUGUUUCCCACACUCUGCUUCCCCCUGGUCCUCAUCCUCCGACUCCCACUGGUUCCUUUGACAAACUGAGCUCCAUCGGAAGUUGUCCUAAAUUAACAAGUUCUUCUCUUGGACAUGUGAGGCACUCUUUCGGAAGAAUGCGUCAACCAGCUCGUCCUCCUGCGUACCCAUCUUCAUCAUCAGGGUUUGUCGCAGCUGGUCUUCCGCAAAGCAAAGGUUCUCCUUUUUACGGAGGGAUGCGUCAACCAGCUCCUCCUCCUCCUCCUCCUCCUCCUCCUCCUGCGUACACAUCUUUAGUUGACCAAACUUUUUCAGACUCUCUGAUCCAUCCACCUCAUCCUCCCCAUCCUUACAUUGCAUCAGGGUUUGUCGUAGCUGGUCUUCCGCCAAGCCAAGGUUCUCCUCUUUUCGGAAGUAUAUGUCCAUCAGCUCCUCCUCCUCCUCCUCCUCCUCCUCCUCCUCCUCCUCUUCUUCCUCUUCUUGCGUACCAAUCUUCACUUGUCCAAACGGGUUCUUCAGCCUCUCCGAUCCCUCCACCUCCACCUUCUUUGGUUGGCACUCCGCUCCUCGCAGCUGAUGAUACUCAAGGUUCUUCUCCUGGAUCUGUGAUUCGCACUCUCAGAAGUCUCUCUCAGCGAACUUCCAUGUACAAAAUGUCAGCACGUCGCAAAUCAUCCUCUUCACGUGAAAUGGACGCGGCCUUCGGCGCCACCACACCUCCCAUUGUUCAACCUGCGCCUGCACUGGAUGCAUGUCUGGACAUGGAAACGGGUUACUCUGACCACAUGGUCUCUUACCGUAUGGGCCGCCGUUCAAAGUCUGGACUGUUACGUUCUCAACGUUCUGGAGAAUUGGAAUGUUCUCUAAUACAGAGUGCAUCUAUAGUGCCACCAGCUCGUAUGGCAGGAUUUAAAGGAAUGCAAGUCCGUCCUCAAGGUCAACCCGUGGAUGAAGAGGACACUCUUUCAACAGGCUUUUCUUACAUGGCAGGAUUGAUCCAGAGACAUCUUAUAUGUGACGAACCGGGUGAGAGUGUUUUACUGCACAGGAUGGGUUCACCACGUCACCCUCCAGUUGAACUGCCGCUACCACAAUCAGCAAUUCCUCAAGACUUUUGGCAAGAAGGCGAGAAGCCCCCUCAUCCUCUGUCUCCACCAGUUUCCUUCAAGAGGAAACCAAUAGAUCCUGAAGAACUGAAGCUCAAAUGGACAAAGAUCUUCCAGAUGCAGAAUUCGGAUGGCUACUGGGAGCUGACGACGCAACUGGGCGAAUUCAUGAACGUCGACGUCGACCUCUUCGCCAACGUGUUCCUGAAAAACAAGGGCAUCCUCUCUCUGGGUGUGAGGGCCCAUGCAGACAUCCUGAGGCUGCUGGCGACUCUUCUGGUUCUGCAGCUGAUGAGGGAGGAGGAAGUGGAGGAAGGCAAACUGCUGCGCACCCUCUUCUGUCUGGACAUCUCCUCUGAGCCCAGGCCACAGAGGUGGGAGGAGGUGAAGAGGGCAGUGGAGUGGGUCCGCUGGGCCGACAGGCAGUACCCGUGCAUCUACAGCCGGCUGGAGUUCGGUCUGAGCUGGGAGUCCUCCACCCGUCAGCUGCUGGGCUACGAGGGCCUGCCCCCCUUCUCGCCCCUCAGCAGUCUGAACCUGUGGAGGACGGCCGCCCCUCUGCUGGUCCACUGAGUCGGGCCAGUACCACUGGAAACAGCGUGAAGCCGUGGACCCGACCUGCCUUUGUGUCGACAGUCCAGGCUUCGUGCUGCUGCUGGUGUGUUGCAUUUCGGCGUGGAGAAUGUUUUGCGUCCACACAUGUGCCUGUGUUAUUAUCUGAGCAUUGGUCACGUGUGUCCAUUUUCCUUCUCGUGACUAAUUCCGUUGCAAAAACGAUCCGUCUCACGAAGCAAACGUCGUCUGACUGGAUUCACGAACACGACGAUGAGUUAAUUGCCUCACCCUCUCACACACACACACACGUUACAUUAUAUUACAUUACACAUCACAUGUCAGCAGAUAUUAAGUGUUGAUAAGCGAGAGAUCGCAACCGCUUUGAAACACCGUGAGAACAAAACUGGGUCACUUAGUAAGACAAACCUGUCCGGUUCUCAAACUGGAAAUUUCGACUCGCGUUGAAACGCUGAGCCGUAGGAUUAGAAGAAGCAACUCAAAGUCGUACUCUCAUAAUGUCUUAAACAGGAUUUUCAAAACCAAACGACAAUAAUGCCAUUGGAACUGUUUGCUUUGAAAAUUGAAAAUUCCAACGGUCAAUAAUAUGAUCCAUUUGGUCAUAAUUGAGUUAUAUCCUUUAUCCGACUUUCUUAAAAAAAAACAUACAUAUAACCAUAAAUGUGUACUUUCUGCUUUUUAAAAUUUGCAGUCGCUUCAAAUCAAAACCAGCAGUAUCUACUUUGAACUUUUAAACUUCUCAUCCUCGCUCUGUCUGUAACUUUCCUUACAUAAUCGUCUAACAUUUAAUAAUAUUCCUGCCGAUGAAAAUCAAUAAACAUAAUUCCUGCCGCUGCGAUUACUACUUUUAAUUGAUUUUAACAUUUUGGUUGUGGCUGUUUUGGGGGGUUUUAUUGGAAAAUAAAUAAUGAAAAUUUGGGAACCAAGAA